AUAUAUCGUAUUGUAACGUCCCUGCGAUUAGGUUAUUAAAGUAUGUUGUUUUUCGUCUUAUCAGUCCAAGUAUUGUCUGAAUGCUUUCACUAUCGGUUUUCGGGAAAUGCUGAAUUCGGACUUGCAUGCUACGAUACUACUCUUACAAAGAAGUAAUUCGGUUUCAUUAUUAUGCCGGUGCGAAUUCAGCUAAAGAGAUUCUUAUUAUUGAACCGAUUCAAAUGAUUCAUUGGAAAUAUCAGACUCAAAGAAUGAGUUAUCAGCUCUCUUAUUUUAGAAGUUAGCUGCUUCUUGUGUCAGGACGAGAAAAUAUUUCAUAAUCUUAGUAUUAUUAUUGUAGAAUUUCUUCACAUGGUAACAUUUUACAGUAAGGUUUUGUAACCUUAGUUUACAGUGUGGCCUAAAAAAAGAAAACUUCUAAAGCAUUUAAUGGCGUUCGCAUCAUGUUGACUCUGGUCAGAAUAUGCAGGCUGCAAGCGUUCAGGGCGCAGACGUUUGCUCUUCCCAGUUCGCAAACCCUGCCUUUGCUUAUUCAAGGAAGUCGCUGGAGAAGUGGCAAAAGUGAGUUGAAAAGGCGCAUGAAAGCUGAGAAGAAGGCAGCUGAGAAGGAAGCCAAGGUCAAAGAACAGCAGGAACAGGAGACCAAUGACAAGCCAGAGCAAAAUGCAUUUGGGGCCGAUGAGGAAACCCUGGACCCAAAUCAAUACUUCAAGAUCCGUUCUCAAGCCAUUCAAGCCUUGAAGGGAACAGCUGAAGACCCGUACCCUCACAAGUUCCAUGUGGACUUGUCGCUUAUGGAGUUCAUUGAGCGAUAUAGCCAUCUUCAGCCAGGGGACCACUUGACUGAUGUUGUCCUCAGUUUAUCAGGUCGUGUCCACGCUAAGAGGGCUUCAGGUGCCAAGCUGCUGUUCUAUGACCUGCGAGGAGAAGGGGUCAAGCUGCAGGUCAUGGCCAACUCCAGGAACUACAAAUCAGAAGAAGAUUUUGUGCACAUUAACAACAAAUUAAGGCGCGGGGACAUCAUUGGUGUCCGGGGGAACCCUGGCAAGACAAAGAAGGGCGAGUUGAGCAUCAUCCCAGUGGAGAUGACACUGUUGUCUCCGUGCCUUCAUAUGCUUCCCCACCUUCACUUUGGCUUGAAAGACAAGGAAACCAGGUUCCGACAGCGAUAUCUGGACCUGAUUCUUAAUGACACCGUGCGACAGAAGUUUGUUACCCGUUCCAAGAUUAUCACUUAUCUCCGCAGUUUUCUGGACCAGCUUGGGUUUCUUGAGAUUGAAACGCCAAUGAUGAAUCUGAUACCUGGUGGAGCUGUAGCAAAACCUUUUGUCACCUACCACAAUGAGCUCAAUAUGAACCUCUACAUGAGAAUUGCUCCUGAGCUUUACCAUAAGAUGCUGGUAGUCGGUGGGAUCGACCGUGUGUAUGAGAUCGGGCGUCAGUUCCGUAAUGAAGGCAUCGAUCUCACCCACAACCCCGAGUUCACCACAUGCGAGUUCUACAUGGCUUAUGCGGACUAUCAUGACCUGAUGGAAAUCACAGAGAAGCUUCUCUCAGGAAUGGUGAAGCACGUGACCGGAGGCUAUAAGGUGACGUAUCAUCCUGAUGGUCCAGAAGGACAAGCCCAAGAAAUAGACUUCACUCCUCCCUUCAGACGGAUCAGCAUGACCCGAGACCUGGAGAAGGAAUUGGGAGUGAAGUUUCCAGCUCCUGACACCUACGACAGUGAUGAAACGCGCAAGUUCUUAGACGACCUUUGUGUUCAGAAAGAAGUUGAAUGCCCUCCUCCUAGGACGACUGCUCGUCUUCUUGAUAAGUUGGUGGGAGACUUCCUGGAGGUGAAAUGCAUGAACCCAACAUUCAUCUGUGAUCAUCCACAGAUCAUGAGUCCUCUAGCAAAAGGGCACAGAGCACAGAAAGGUCUGACCGAGCGCUUCGAACUCUUUGUGAUGAAGAAGGAGAUCUGCAAUGCCUACACCGAGUUGAACGAUCCCGUCAGACAACGAGAACUGUUUGAGCAGCAGGCUAAGGCCAAGGCGGAGGGUGACGAUGAGGCGAUGUUUAUUGAUGAGACCUUCUGCACUGCCUUGGAGUACGGGCUUCCACCCACGGCAGGAUGGGGCAUGGGCAUCGACCGGCUCACCAUGUUCCUCACAGACUCCAACAACAUCAAGGAGGUGCUUCUCUUCCCUGCUAUGAAACCUGAAGAUAAUAAAGCAGCUUCACCUGCAGAGGGCACAUCCGUGUAACACACCUGAGGAUUUCAUCCGUCUCUGGAUUUCUUGAUUCAACCUGAACUGUCCAUUUUGUUGUCACUGAAUAUUCAAGACCUAUGCACUGUUCAUAAUGAAAGGAAGGAUUUCAGCAGUUAUUUUAACUCACAGUUUAAUGGGGAAUAAGAACCCUGUUUUCUUUUCUCUGUUGCCUGUUGUCGAUUUCCUGGUGAAUAAACAAUAUGUUUCUCAGACAUAUUUGGAUGUUUUAUGAUCUUCUCUCCAACUGUAUGUUUUUAACGAUGGCUGUUCAAUUGAAUCCCAUUAAAUAAUGACUUGUUAAACCCAAA
Messenger RNA from Pimephales promelas (fathead minnow), 2563 nucleotides. Lineage: Eukaryota; Metazoa; Chordata; Actinopteri; Cypriniformes; Leuciscidae. The record is from RefSeq and is a predicted model, not a curated record.